AUGAGAUGCACUUAACAUCCAUUAAAUCAAAUAUCCUAGAUAUGUAUUGCUCCUCAUAAAUGUAAAAGGAAAGUUUGUGUCUAAUGCACGCUUGUAAACGAAGGAGAGUUACACCAAAUAAUGAAUUUAGAUGAAUUUCGAGGAUUGCUGCUCUAGAAAUUACUCAAAGAUAAAUAUCACCAGAAUUCUGAAUUAAUAGUAGGGUAAUAGGAUUUGAAGAUUUUACUUACUUAAACUGAAAAUAUGCUCAAAAAAAUUUGGGAAUAAUUGAAGGAAUCAUUUAAUUCAAUAUACAAUUUGAUUGAAAGAUAAACUAAUUACUAUUUGACUAAAGUAAAAGAGAAUAUCAAUCUAGCAGCGAUGUCAGAAACUGAUUUAGACAAAUUAGUGAAAAUAUACAAAGGGAAUGAAGAAAAAAAUUCAUAUUUGACGAAGUUAGAAAUGAUAAAGAAAUGGUGGGGGAAUGAAAUUAGGACUUUUAACGAAAAGUUGAAAAAAGAAUUAUAAGAUAGAUUUCAGACGCCAAGUCUUCAAUUGGAAAUAUGGCAGGAAGCAUCAUAUUAAAGGAAAGAAAAUUUAUGUUAGAUUUUGGUUUCCGUAAUGGGAAUUGAUGAAUAAAUAUAUGUUAUGAUAAUUGGAAUGUUAAAAAAGUAGAAAAUUACUAAUUCGCUAACCUUUCUUUCAGAUAGUUGCAAUAACACAAAUUAAGAAUAAUAAAAAAUAAAAUUUAUUACUAAUGUUCUGAACAAUAUUUAGGAACUAGAUUUUAAUAAAAAACAUUAUUCUAUCAAGGAAUACAUUGAUAUAAGGGAUGAAAUAAUAUUUAACGUAUCAAAUGAAGUAAAGAUUAUUAAUUUUUUUAAAUUUUUGGUUCACCUUACAGCUAUAGAUAACUAAUUCAUCAAAUGUGGGUCUAAUUCCCUCCAUUUAUUAGUUGAGAUGAAGGUUGACUUAAGAGAACAAAACUUUGAGAAUAUCAAGAUAAAUGAUACAUCAUUGAUUGGAGCAAACUUUGCAAAAUGCAAUUUAAGUGGGUCUUAAUUUAAUAAUGUUGAUAUUAGUGGAAUGAUUAUCAAUGGAGCAUAUUUGUUUAAUUGUAAAUGGAAUAAUUUGACAAUACAGGAAUUCUAGAAUAAAAAUGAGAAUACUAGUUUUAUCUAUUCAUUAAGUUUCUCUCCUGAUGGUGCUACAUUAGCAUCCGGUAGUUAAGAUAAAUUUAUCUGUUUAUGGGAUGUUAAAACAGGAUAACAAAAAGCAAAAUUAGAUGGUCAUACUAGCUAUGUUAAUUCAGUUAGAAUUUCUCAUAACGGCUCGACGUUAGCAUCAGGUAGUGAUGAUAAAUCAAUCUGUUUAUGGGAUUUUUAGACAGAAAAAUAAAUAGCAUAAUUAUUUGGUCAUAGUUAUGGUGUGACUACCGUAUGCUACUCACCUGAUGAUAAUCAAUUAGCAUCCGGUAGUGUUGAUAACUCUAUUCGCUUCUGGGAUACUAGGACAGGAGAACAAUAAGCAUAAUUAGAUGGCCACAUUGGUUAUGUCUAUUCAGUAGAUUUCUCUCCUGAUGGUACUACAUUAGCAUCUUGCAGUUAUGAUAACUCUAUUCGCUUAUGGGAUUUGAAGACAAGGCGAUAAUAGACAAUAUUGGAUGUGCAUGGUGCUAGAUUAAAUUCAGUUUGCUUUUCACCUGAUGGUUCAACAUUAGCAUCAGGCAGUGAUGAUAACUCUAUUCGUUUAUGGGACUUUAAGACAGGACAAUUAAAAGCAAAAUUAGAUAGUCAUACCUAUGGUGUAACUACAGCAUGCUACUCCUCUGAUGGAACUACUUUAGCAUCUAGUAGUUAUGACAAUACUAUCAGUUUAUGGGAUGUUAAAACUAGAAAACUAAAAGUAAUAUUAGAUGCUCAUACAUAAAGUGUCAAUUCAGUAUGCUUCUCACCUGAUGGCAGUACAUUAGCAUCGGGUAGUUGUGAUAGUUCUAUUCGGUUAUGGAAUGUUAAUGGAUAAAAUUGUAACCAAGUUAGAUCAGUAUGUUACUCACUUGAUGGAAAAACAGUAAAAAUGAGUGGUGUUGAUAACUCCAUUUCUUUGUGGGAUUCUUUGACAGGAAGAUUAAUUGAUCCAUCAGAAAAAAGUUAUACAGAUAUUAUUGCUUUGUUUCAGAAUGAAACCUAAAAUAAUCAAUUUUCAUAAGGUUUUAUUUAUUUUAUUUUUUCAGUUAGUCCUUUUUAUACGACGUAACUUAUAGCUCAAUUAUUACACUUGGAAGCAACUAGCGCUCUAAUCUUUAAGGGAGAAUUUACAGAUCAUUAAGGGAAUGAUUUACGAAAUUUAUUUUUAGAACGAGGAGGAAAGUUUUUAGAGAGCCAAAUUAAAUUUUAAUCGGAAUAUUGAAUAUUCACAAUUCAUCACAUCUUAAC
This is a messenger RNA of Paramecium octaurelia, 2414 nucleotides long. Lineage: Eukaryota; Ciliophora; Oligohymenophorea; Peniculida; Parameciidae. The record is from the annotation of a GenBank genome assembly.